Uloborus diversus is the source of this 2528-nucleotide messenger RNA. RefSeq names its product autophagy protein 5-like (gene Atg5). Gene Ontology annotation, cellular component: cytoplasm; phagophore assembly site membrane; Atg12-Atg5-Atg16 complex. NCBI's taxonomy places the organism in Eukaryota, Metazoa, Arthropoda, Arachnida, Araneae, Uloboridae. The record is from RefSeq and is a predicted model, not a curated record. Gene Ontology annotation, biological process: cellular response to nitrogen starvation; C-terminal protein lipidation; autophagosome assembly. Bases 130 to 942 code for a protein of 270 amino acids. The transcript is spliced from 8 exons.
GUGCAGUGUGUUGUUGCUAAGUCCUGUCUGCUGACAGUUUCAAAUCAAAUUUUUAUAUCAAUGUGCUACUCGUUGUAAUAAUAUGAUAAUAUAAAUAUUUCUGCAAGCUAUUUCUGCAGUACAAAGGAUAUGGCAGCUGACAGGGAAGUCUUAAGAGAGGUUUGGAAUGGCCAGUUACCCAUAUGUUUCCGUUUAGCUUCCGAAGAAAUCUAUACUCUUCAACAACCAGAGCCAUUUUAUCUAAUGGUUCCUCGAUUAACAUAUUUUCCUCUUGUAACUGAUAAAGUGCAAAAACACUUCAGCAGUCAUGUCAAGGAUGAAGCAGUAGGAUCUGAAAUGUGGUUGGAUUAUGAUAGUCAGCCUUUAAAAUGGCAUUAUCCAGUUGGUUUACUGUAUGAUUUUUAUGGAGCUGAUUCUACUCUCCCUUGGAAUGUAACAGUGCAUUUUCAGGAUUUUCCUGAAAAGGAGCUCAUUCAUUGUUCUAAUAAAGCAGCCGUGCAAUCUCAUUUUAUGGCUACAGUAAAAGAAGCUAGUGCUUUAAAACAUAGGACGCAAGUGGUGCAAAGUAUGGUUCCAAAAGAACACAAAGAGCUAUGGCACGGUUUAGAAAAAGAUAAAUUUGACCAAUUUUGGGCUAUUAAUAAAAGAUUAAUGGAAAAUCCAGGAGAACAGUCCUUCAAAUACAUUCCCUUUAGAAUAUACCAGCCUGGCGUUUCAUUGGUACAGAGCUUGAUUAAGCCUCUGAAUGAAGCUGGAGAAGUUAAUACUCUGAGAGAUUUGUUGAAAAAUGCUGUACCUAGUAUAUUUGAAGAAAUUGGAACCAAAUACAAAGUAGUCAUUCAUGGAAUUAAUCCACCUUUAGAAAUGCAUCUUCAAUGGAUGAGUGAACAUCUAAGUUAUGCUGAUAACUUUUUGCACAUUGUUAUAUUGCCUCAAGAGUGAUCCAGUUAAAUUGUUAAACAUUCUGGAAGCAGUUUUAUACAAGCGUACCAAUCAAGCAUCUGGUGCAGAAGAUAUAAUCAAAAUGCCUACUACCAAGAAAUGAUGCCAAAGAUGAAAAAAAUCAAUUGAAAUACAGGAUAAUCUAAAAAUCAGAUAUCAAAAAUAGGGUCAAUCCAUGGAAAAAGGUCAUUUUGUCCCGCACGUGACACCUCAUAUAUCUCUGCAUAGUAUAAAAUGAAGUCUCCAAAAAGCGUCUGUGUGUUUGAACUCGCAGAACUCGAGAACUACCCGGCCAAUUUUGCUCAAAUUUUCACAAUUUGUUCCUUUAAGCUCCAAGAAGGUUUGCUGGCCAGUUUGAAAAGAAUUCAAUGAAUAGUUCUUUUUUUAUUCCAAUUUAGGCCCAAUUUUCACGUAAAUUCCCGAAUACGGGAGUGAAAAAUUACUUGCACAUAUAUUGCGUAUCGUUGGAAAGAGUAGAAUUUCGUGCAUUCUACACAAUUUGUUUCAAUGUUCUAACUUACUUACGGCGGGAGUUAUUUACAUUUUUAGCUCGAAUUUGUUUAGGCUUAGCUGAAAUUUAGGCACUACUUUCUUCAUUAAAUCUAUCAAUAAAAAGCGAAGGAAUUGUCCCACAGUUUUCUUUUUGACACCAUUCAAAAGAGCUCCUUAUUUUACUCCAGAUCUAACUCGACCUAUGUUCGAAAGUUUAACCCUCUAUCUCCAUUAGAAAAAAAAAUUACAAGCAAAUUAAAUAAAGUUCAAAAAUCUGUUCUCUAUUCAAGUUUUUAACCAUUUUAUUUUGUGUUUCCACAGUAAUGCUUUUUGAAUCCAUUUUUUAUUUCCAUCUUUCUCAUUUUCAAUUCUUAAACUUACUUUAUUUUGUGUUUCCAUAGUUACGCUUUUUAAAUCCAUCUAUCUCAUUUUGUUUUAAUUUCUUAAAAGUAUUUUAAUAUCUGUCGUCAUUGUUUGGAGGGGAAAUAUUGCAUGAUGGUUUUUUUUUCUUUUAUUUAUGUCUGAUUGUUGAAUAUACGUCACUUGACAAAAUUUUUGUUUUCAAAGUAGACCGGGCAAUGCAGCUAGUUUCAUUAAAAAUAAUACUUUAAAAAGGUUAAUGAGCAAAUUUUUAUUGCUUUAAAAAACAAAAACGUAUGGGCGUUUUCUUAAGCAAAAGAUUUUGUCAUUACCUUUUUAAAAUUAGUAUUUUUUAAUGAAAUAUAUGAAUCCUCACAUGUGGGACAAAGUGACUACUUUUUCUUGCAAUGACCCAAUAUAUUUUUUUACAGAGGAAUAAAAAUGAUAGCUAUACUCACUACUGUUAAGUCAGUUUGUUUCAUGAUUCUUCCUUUAAUAUUAUUUUAUAUCAAGGGAAAUUAAAUAUUCAUAGAAACCUUUUUCAAUGAGUCUUCAGCAUGGAUGUGACCUGAGGGAGGCAGAGAGGGGCAACUGCCUCUCCCUAGAAGAAAACUUCAAACUCCAACGCUCUUUCCAAAUGUCACUCAAGAUGAUUUAAAAUUGCAGUUUUAGGACUUCAGUUUCGAAAGAUUUCCAAGGGAGAACCACAUAAGCACUUUUUCUGCUCUCAUCAU